This is a messenger RNA of Symbiodinium necroappetens, 1050 nucleotides long. NCBI's taxonomy places the organism in Eukaryota, Dinophyceae, Suessiales, Symbiodiniaceae. The record is from the annotation of a GenBank genome assembly.
AUGUUGGAUUCUUUACAAAUGCUCGAACAGCCGGCAGUGGGCCAUGGUGAAGAGCAGCGCAAACAAGCCCUUCUCCCCGUCACCGUGCUCAGUGGCUUCCUGGGAGCCGGCAAGACCACCCUUCUGACGCACAUGCUCCAGAACCAAGAGGGUCUCCGGGUGGCUGUGAUCGUGAAUGACAUGGCUUCGGUCAAUAUCGAUGCCCUCCUGGUGAAAAGCGGCGCCGAGAUAUUGAAAGGCAAGGACAAGAUGGUGGAGAUGCAGAAUGGCUGCAUUUGCUGCACGCUGCGGGAGGAUCUAAUUGAGAACGUCAAGAAGCUAGCUGUGGAGGGUCGUUUCGAUUACCUCCUUAUCGAAAGCACUGGCAUCUCGGAGCCUAUGCCGGUGGCCACCACCUUCGUUAGCGAGUACGAUGGUAAAAGCCUUCUUGGCAGUGUCGCCCGUUUAGACACCCUGGUGACCGUGGUGGAUGCACUGAACUUCUUGAGGGACUAUGAGAUGGGUCAGAUGCUCGUUGAUAGGGAGGAGCUGGGAGCAGAAGAGUCGGAUCGGCGCACCAUUGCGCAGCUGCUGGUUGACCAAGUAGAAUGCGCCAACAUCAUCGUCUUGAACAAGGUCGAUUUGCUCUCGGAACAAAGAACCUUGCACGUCGAGGGCCUCCUGAAACGGUUGAACCCGAAAGCACGGAUCAUCCGUUCGACCUUCGGGAAAGUGGACCUCAAGCUGCUCUUCAAUACCAAGAGCUUCAACAUGGACGAAGCACAGGAGAUGCCAGGUUGGUACCAGGAACUGCAGGGCAACCAUGUGCCCGAGACGGAGGAGUACGGCAUCUCCAGUCUCGUUUUUCGCAUGCAGAGACCCUUCCACCCGCAGCGGCUGGAUGGCCUUAUUUGUCAUGGGCUGGAUGAUCGCAUCAUGCGCUCCAAAGGUAUUCUGUGGGUUGCCGGCCUGGAUAGAUCCUUGAUUUGGCACCAGGCGGGCCGCACGAAGAGAAUUGAGGCCGGCCCCUAUUGGCUCCAUGGCAACGUCGAUCUCUUGGAGUGGCCCGCG